Molecule: messenger RNA, 1443 nt
Organism: Didymodactylos carnosus
Lineage: Eukaryota; Metazoa; Rotifera; Eurotatoria; Philodinida; Philodinidae
Source: the annotation of a GenBank genome assembly
AUGGCUGCACUGCCUGUUCUUCUUGGUGGUCUUGCAAUUAGUGGUGGCGCACUAGCAUUGAAGAAAUAUCUGAAACCUUCGACUGUUACACCAUAUGAUGUUGUUAUUCGUAUCAAUAGUCUUACUGAUCUGAGCACAGACGGUUGGGAAAUUAUACUCAGUCAAAAUACAAAUGACAUUACACCAACAGUGGCAACACCAGAGAACAGUAAUGGUGUAGUAGUUGCUGUGCUUGGUUCAUAUAAUCGUGGCAAAUCAUUUCUACUUAAUCAGCUUUGUAAUAUUCGGCUUCCUAGUAAUAAUAUAAUACAUACGGAAGGUAUAUCAAUUACAGCAGCAAGAGAACCUUAUAAAGACAUUAUUUUCAUAGACACUGCUGGUACUGAUACACCAAUACGACACGAUAAACUCGAUGAUAAAAAAGCCACGGAAGCGCUUCUACGAGAAAUAGCUCUUCAUCUAUGUUCUUACGUCACCAUUGUAGUGAAUCGUUUACGUAUGACAGAUCAAACAUAUAUUCGAGAGGUAUUGCAGCAUAUCACAAAGCAGCCAAAAGAGAAGAAGCCAGAGAUUAUCAUUGUUCACAACUUGCUAGACGUUGAAACAAUUGAAGACAUCAACAAGGUAAUCAAAGAUGAAAUUGAAGACAUUUACGGUGCUAAACUUGAAAACGUGCGACCACAGAUCAAUGGUCAGGUUAAAAUAAUUAAAUUGUAUUGCUCAUCAUAUGAGAGUAUCAACAUUCGCCAUUAUAUUUUGGCUAAAACUGGUUCUCCUGCAGCCAACAUAUGGAAUAGUCAAUCUCUUGAUGCUAUCAUGAAUAUUUUCCAAAUGGAUACAGGAAAUAGACGCAGCCUUGAUGUUAUCAACAAUAUUAUAAGCUUUGUUAACACUAAGCUUCCUCAAUUAUUUCUCAAUUCAGAUGGCAAUGGGCAUGAUUCCGAAAUUGAACGAGAGAAGCUGAUGGUCGAUAAGCAUGUGAGCGAACCAUAUAUUGUACUUUCUCAUCGAAAAGAGCUCUCACGCGAAGAUCGCAAAACACAACCUUUUACGUUGAAGGUGUCACCAAAGCUCAUAUAUGACGAUACAGGUUAUUUAAUUGGAAUUAAUUCAAUCGAUUGUGGACAGUGGCAGCCUCGUUAUAGCGUAUACGAGGAUGCUGAUUAUUUUAAAGCAAUCGUCGAACUUCCAGGCUUUAAACAAGGUGAAACUCGUGUUGAGAUGCUUGAAGAUGGCAUUACUAUUAAGGGUAAUCGAGAUGAUUUCAAAAAAUUACUGAAUAGUCCAGUCAUCCAUGAUUCACAAAUUCCUAUCGGUUCAUUUAAAUUAAACAUUCCUUUACGUUGCAGGAUUGAGAAUAAAGAAGCAAAACUAGAACGUGAAGAUGGCUUGUUUAAGAUUACAUGUCCAAAAAAGAAAGCUACUGUAAUUUAUCUUGAAUAA